Drosophila sechellia is the source of this 2248-nucleotide messenger RNA. RefSeq names its product Ras-like protein A (gene Rala). Gene Ontology annotation, biological process: signal transduction. Bases 278 to 871 code for a protein of 197 amino acids. Gene Ontology annotation, cellular component: membrane. The record is from RefSeq and is a predicted model, not a curated record. The transcript is spliced from 5 exons. Gene Ontology annotation, molecular function: GTP binding; GTPase activity. NCBI's taxonomy places the organism in Eukaryota, Metazoa, Arthropoda, Insecta, Diptera, Drosophilidae.
UUCACACUAGUUUCUUUCAAGCAAGCAAAACCAGCGGAACUUUAAUUGCGGUGUGCGGCGAACGAGAAGGGAAACCGAAAAGCAGCCAAUUUACUGUUGCGUUCCGAUCCUGUUAAUUCAUCAGUUGCCGAUUCUCCGAUCGCGCCUGUAACUUUUUUGUUUAGUUUAGUGCAUCAAGUGCGAGAUAACACAGCAAAGCAACAACAAACGAAGCGACAGGCCAAAGCGGACGCGCAAAAUACAAUAAAAAAUACAGCGAGUGAGUGAUCCCGCCAUCAUGAGCAAGAAGCCGACAGCCGGACCGGCGCUCCACAAGGUCAUCAUGGUGGGCAGUGGCGGCGUGGGAAAGUCCGCCCUCACACUGCAGUUCAUGUACGAUGAGUUCGUCGAGGACUACGAGCCCACCAAGGCCGAUAGCUAUAGGAAAAAGGUUGUGCUGGACGGCGAGGAAGUACAAAUAGAUAUAUUGGAUACGGCUGGCCAGGAGGACUAUGCCGCCAUCAGAGAUAACUACUUUCGCAGCGGCGAGGGUUUCCUCUGCGUCUUCUCCAUCACAGACGACGAAAGCUUCCAGGCAACCCAGGAAUUCAGAGAACAGAUCUUGCGAGUAAAGAAUGACGAGAGCAUACCGUUCCUGCUGGUGGGCAACAAGUGCGAUCUGAAUGAUAAGCGCAAGGUGCCGCUGAGCGAGUGCCAGCUGAGGGCGCAGCAGUGGGCGGUGCCCUAUGUGGAGACCUCGGCUAAAACCCGCGAAAAUGUGGACAAGGUAUUUUAUGAUCUAAUCAGGGAUAUUUCAUCGCGUAAAAAACAACGUCAGACGGACGUGAAACAGCCGCCGAAGCCCAACUCUCAUUGCUGCCAACUGCUGUAGGAUGAAUAACAACAACGGACAACAACCAUACGAUGAACAACAAACAACUGCAGCAGCAACAACUUGGAACACAACAACGGCCACACGGAUAACAACACACAGGAUAGGAUAUGGCGAACAGAACCAUAUGUUAAUACAAUUUAAUUAACUUUGAGAACACCAGUACACACACGAUCAGCAAGAGAUAUUAAUACUAUUUGCCACACUCAGAACUCCAAUCCAUAAUCCAAGUUAACUUGCAUUGUAAUAUACAUAAAUAUAUAUAUAUGAUUUAGGCAACAAAUUUUUUUCGAAAAAAUUAAAAGAAAAGCACACAGACAGGCAACUUACGAAUUCUGUCGUUUAUUUUUAGUUACUUUUUUUGAAUUAUCGAUGUUUGUGUUGACCCCGUAUAAUAAAAUGUUAAAACUAAAACCUAAAGCUGAAGCUAAAGCUUAAACAUAUUAAAUAUAAUCAAUCGUAGACACCUAAAGAAGCCCAUAAUAAUUAUGCAAUUUAAAACUUGCUACAGAUAUUUCUCUUGUUUAAUUAUAUAUACGCAUACAUUUUUUUGUAAUAUUUUAAAGUUUAAUAGCAAAAUGCAAACCACACAAACCAACAAGAAACCACACAGAAAAGCUUUUUAUAAAUAUAUCUAAAUAUAUAUUUAAAUAUAUAUAUUAAAUAGUUUAAAGUAUGAAAAACUUAAAAUCCUAGCGAAGAAACAACAGAGGAAAACGGGAAAAACAAAAAAUAUCUCCAAUUAUUAAUGGUAAACGAAGUGAAUCAAAACAACUUUUUAAUGAAAUUUUUGUAAUUUUCUAAACCGAAAGCAAAUGUGUAGGGAUUUAUAAACAACAAAAAACCAAUGAGGAAUGAUACACUAACGUUUCUGAAAAGCUUUGGAGACUUUCCUUUACGAACAGUUAUUUUCUUUGCCCUGGAACACAUCCAAUAUAUGUAUGUAUGUAUGUUUAGCAAUUACUCCCGAUUGAUUUGCUUCUUUGUGUACUUUUGUAUAACUGCAUUCUGUAUUGUAAUAUUUAAGCUAUUAUUAUUAUGACAAUUAUUAUUAUUAAAUAUAUAAGUUAUAUAUGCAAUCAAGCGAUGAUUGGUUCACUUUUUGUAUGUAUGUAUGAGGCAUAUUCCUAGUUUCCCCUGUGAAAAUUUGUGCAACACACACGAAAUCUCGACCACAGUUAGAGCACGCAACCAUUUGUUUUAUCCUCCUUACAGACUUAUGCGAAUAUCCAAAACAAAAUCAAACAGACGCAAUUUUUUUACAAUAUAUACAUGCAUGUAUAUAAAUAUAAAAAUUACAAUUACGAGAGUUAAAAAUGUCGAUUGAUGGAGUGUACGUUUAGCUUGACUCAGAAAUAAAACGAAAAAUAUGAAAAC